Pygocentrus nattereri (red-bellied piranha) is the source of this 1350-nucleotide messenger RNA. RefSeq names its product growth arrest and DNA-damage-inducible, beta a (gene gadd45ba). Gene Ontology annotation, cellular component: nucleus; cytoplasm. The coding region runs from base 182 to 703 and encodes 173 amino acids. NCBI's taxonomy places the organism in Eukaryota, Metazoa, Chordata, Actinopteri, Characiformes, Serrasalmidae. The transcript is spliced from 4 exons. Gene Ontology annotation, biological process: regulation of cell cycle. The record is from RefSeq and is a predicted model, not a curated record.
CGCUGAUACCCGGCAGAAGACGCUUGUUGAGCACAAGGAGCGAGACUAACGAACAGGAUAAAUUCGAGCUCAAAGGAGACGCGUUUGGAUUACUAUCUUGCCUUUUCGUCCAUUCGUUCGUACUGGAUUUUGUGAUUUUGGAGUCCUUCUUGAGACGUUUGGAUUAUUACCUCCACACAUCAUGACUCUGGAAGAAGUUGUUGGAUGCGAUAUGGCUGACAAAAAAAUGGAGACCGUGAGCCAAGCCUUAGAAGAGCUGCUGGUUGCAGCGCAGAGACAAGACUGCCUGACUGUAGGGGUUUACGAGUCUGCAAAGCUGAUGAAUGUGGAUCCAGAUAGUGUGGUAUUGUGCUUGCUGGCCACUGACGAGGAGGACGAGGACGAUAUCGCGCUGCAGAUCCACUUCACGCUUCUGCAGGCUUUCUGCUGCGAGAACGACAUCAAUAUCUUGCGCGUGUCCGGCUUGCGGCGCCUUGCGCAGGUCCUGGGCGAACCAAGCGCCGUGGACGUGAGCGGCAGCACCGGCGGCAGCAGCAGCAAUAGCAACAACAACGGCGAGCCUAGAGACUUCCACUGCAUCUUAGUGACGAACCCCCAAUGUCAGCCUCUCAAGUGCCAGGCGCUCCAGGAGGUGGGCAACUACUGCGACGAGAGCCGCUGCAGGAACCAGUGGGUGCCGUGCCUGUCCCUGCGCGAGCGCUGAACGCUGACCGGUCGGCGCGUGGGAAAAGGAAGAUUUCAAAAGAAAUGAGCGAUCAACCGCCAUUGCAAACCCUAGAAUGCAAAAGGGGCUCUUUGUGUUUUUGGUCACCGCUCUGCAUCAGCCAACGGCGACGAGGGUGACGAGAGAGAGAGAGGGAGGAAAAGUGUGCUCCACUCCGCAGCCCUGAUUCCGUCCUCCGCGUGAGGGAGGUAGUGGUGGAGGAGGAAAAGGAGGGGGAGGAAAAGCCGUGGCGCAGCGAGCGCGCGCCGUGUUGGAGCCGCACGCGGGGGUGCUCGGUUUCGCCGAGGAAAGAAAACCGAGAAACGGCGUGGCACGACUGUAGAAGCGAGUCUGCUGUGUGUCUUUGUAGGUCACUCGCUGACUCGUGGGGCCGAACUCUUGUGACAAUAGUGCACGCGACAAAUCGCUCAUGUGUUUGGACUUAAUACCAGCUGUGGACUGCAACUGCUUUAUGUGACUGCAAGAAGGAGGCCAGUAUUACAAGACAUCGUCAUGUCUAUUGGACUCGCUGAAUGCAUGGAAACUAUGAAUGGACUCUAUAACUUAUUGCUCAUAACUUAAACAGAGUAAUAUAUGUGUGUGUUCAAACUAAUGCUGUUUCAAUAAAUUAUUGUGUGGAAUUGGAA